Molecule: messenger RNA, 841 nt
Organism: Rhododendron vialii
Lineage: Eukaryota; Viridiplantae; Streptophyta; Magnoliopsida; Ericales; Ericaceae
Exons: 4
Coding region: 109-612 (167 amino acids)
Source: RefSeq, a predicted model, not a curated record
UAGCCCAUUAUUGAGUACGUCCACAUUUAAAAAAAAUAUAUAAAAAGGAGAAAAGAAAAACAAGUCAUUUCCAGACGGACAGAGACACCAAUACCAUCAAUAGAAGAUAUGUGGGUGAAAUUAAUUCAUUAUCUAUCUAAUCCCCUUCUUCCAUCUGCUUCAUUUUUUCAGGACUCCUCCACUGGAUAUAUAGAAAGUCAACAACAAAUCUGUGUUCAAGAAACAAAGAUGGCUAAGGCUUUUACUUGUUGCAGCUGGAGAACGACCACUUUGCCGCGAGCACCGCCGGCAGUUGAUCAUUCACCGUUCGUUCUGCACGUCGCGUAUAUUGAAAACCAACAACGGAGAGAUUAUCAGACGAAGAGUCCAUUCACGCCUUUGGCUGCCAAAUCCGGUGGUUUUUCACUUGACUCGAUCAUAAAAAGGUGCCAAACGUGUAGAGGCCAAGGUGCAGUAGAUUGUGCUGGAUGUAAGGGUACAGGGAAAAAUAAGAAGAAUGGAAACAUCUUUGAGCGUUGGAAAUGCUAUGAUUGCCAGGGAUUUGGGUUAAAGAGUUGUCCAAGUUGCGGACAAGGCCGCGGAUUAACGCCUGAACAAAGAGGAGAAAGAUAAUCAUGGUCAUUCUUAUCUACAUUACGUUCCAAUAGACAGCUUAAGGACAUCUCUGUUACUCGACAUACUGGUUAUAUAUUUUUCGUGUUUUUGUCCUACGUAAAUUUUUUUUGGUGCUUCGGAAAAUAUGUUUUCUUUGUACAUGUGCUUGUUAACAUUCAAAAUUCCUGACUUCUAUGGACUUCAGUAUCAUAAUAUCAUUGAAUGUGAAAUCUGGUUUGGAAUGCCA